This is a messenger RNA of Peromyscus californicus insignis, 2256 nucleotides long. RefSeq names its product tweety family member 1 (gene Ttyh1). Gene Ontology annotation, cellular component: smooth endoplasmic reticulum membrane; plasma membrane. The transcript has 13 exons. Lineage: Eukaryota; Metazoa; Chordata; Mammalia; Rodentia; Cricetidae. The record is from RefSeq and is a predicted model, not a curated record. The coding region runs from base 127 to 1743 and encodes 538 amino acids. Gene Ontology annotation, molecular function: intracellularly calcium-gated chloride channel activity; volume-sensitive chloride channel activity.
CCCCAAUCUCCACCCCCCGCCCUCCGGGCUCCUGCUCCCGGGAGCCCCGCAAACCCCGCUCCGCCCGCGCCCCGCACAGCACCGAGGCUCCCAGCCCGGUCCGCCCAGCUGCCCCAUCCCGGGGCCAUGGGGGCACCCCCGGGCUACCGACCCUCUGCCUGGGUGCAUCUCCUCCACCAGCUGCCCCGCGCCGACUUCCAGCUCCGACCGGUGCCCAGCGGUUUUGCGCCCCGCGACCAAGAGUACCAGCAGGCCCUGCUGCUGGUGGCAGCCUUGGCUGGGCUGGGUUUGGGCCUGAGCCUCAUCUUCAUCGCUGUCUACCUCAUCCGCUUCUGCUGCUGCAGGCCCCCGGAACCCCCUGGGGCCAAGAGUCCCCCACCAGGAGGAGGCUGUGUCAUCUGGAGCUGCAUCGCUGCCCUCCUCGUGGGCUGUGCGGGCAUUGGCAUUGGUUUCUAUGGCAACAGCGAGACCAGCGACGGGGUGUCCCAGCUCAGCUCAGCACUGCUGCAUGCCAACCACACGCUCAGCACCAUUGAUGACUUGGUGCUGGAAACAGUGGAGAGGCUGGGUGAGGCAGUAAGGACGGAGCUGACCACCCUGGAGGAAGUACUGUCAGAGCGCGUGGAGCUGGUGGCCGCCACCCGGGGAGCCCGGAGGCAGGCGGAGGCUGCGGCUCAGCACCUGCAAGGACUGGCCUUCUGGCAAGGAGUGUCCCUCAGCCCAGUGCAGGUGGCUGAAGAUGUGACUUUUGUGGAGGAGUACAGGUGGCUGGCCUACGUCCUCCUGCUGCUCUUGGUGCUUCUGGUUUGUCUCUUCACCCUCCUGGGCCUGGCGAAGCAGAGCAAGUGGCUGGUGGUUGUGAUGACCGCCAUGAGUCUCCUGGUGCUUGUCCUGAGCUGGGGUUCUAUGGGCCUAGAGGCUGCCACAGCUGUGGGCCUCAGUGACUUCUGCUCCAACCCAGACACCUAUGUGCUGAACCUGACCCAGGAGGAGACAGGGCUCAGCUCAGACAUCCUCAACUAUUAUUUCCUGUGCAACCAGGCGGUCUCCAACCCCUUCCAACAGAGGCUGACUCUGUCCCAGCGAGCUCUAGCCAGCAUCCACUCCCAGCUGCAGGGCCUGGAGCGGGAAGCUGUCCCUCAGUUUCCUGCAGCACAGAAGCCCUUGUUAUCCUUGGAGGAGACGCUGAAUGUGACAGAGGGAAGCUUCCACCAGUUGGUGGCGCUGUUGCACUGCCGCAGUCUGCACAAGGACUACGGCUCGGCACUCCGAGGUCUGUGUGAAGAUGCCCUGGAGGGCCUGCUGUUCCUGAUGCUCUUCUCCCUCCUGUCUGCGGGGGCCCUGGCCACCACCCUUUGCAGCCUGCCCCGUGCCUGGGCCCUCUUCCCGCCCAGGAAUCCAAGCGCUUUGUGCAGUGGCAGUCUUCCAUCUGAGCCUCCCCUCCAGCCUGGAGCCUGCCUCUCCUCUUCGGCUCAGCACCGCUCUGGUUCUGAAAGUCACAUGCAUAUCCUGACAAUGGAAGAGGCAGAUCCCAGGAAGAGAACAAACCUAGCAUUAGAUCUAAACGUGCGUGCAUCCACAGGAACAAAGUCGAGCUUCCAGUCACGUGGAAUGUACAAGGCCUGGUGGGUUUCGGAACGGUGUGGAAUCAACUCGCUUCCUGGCGGCUCAAAUCCAGCACGAGACGUCAGAAAACCUAAGUGUGUGCCAGUCAAGGGGCAGACCUGUUCAAAGAGAAAGUAGAAUAUCUGUAUGGAGUGCGGCCAGGGUGAUGUAGAAGGGGAGACUGGAAAGAAGAUGAAAUCUAGACAGGAAAAGAUAAGGCAGCCUAUGAGCUAUGAAGUAAAAUCAAACACGGCAGAGUAAAAAGGGAAAUCUAUUAUCUGGGGAGUAAUGCCUAUGUAGUUCUCUUUUAUAAAAAAAGGCAGCACCUAUGACAAAUAACCCACAGAAGCUUCUAUUGAUUUAACAAAAAGACAACUCAAUUUAAAAGUAAGCAACUGAGAUGAACAUAGGAAAAAACAAAAACCCCACGACAAACUCACAAAGUUGUUCAAAUUCUAAUGAUUUCCCAGCACGAUGUCCUACUCCCCAGCCCAGUACUUACUUAUUGUGACAUUGAAGUGGGGUGCUGUCUGGUGCUGGUCUAGAAGCCCAGGAAGAGGUGCUCAAAAUAUGCUGCCCCGGAGGCUAUGAAUCCCUAGUUAUGUGAGAAAAAAAAAAAAAAAAAGAAAAACCUGCUCAUAUGUGAAAGAA